This is a messenger RNA of Hyalella azteca, 2818 nucleotides long. Its product is annotated as synaptosomal-associated protein 25. The coding region runs from base 84 to 719 and encodes 211 amino acids. Gene Ontology annotation, molecular function: syntaxin binding; SNAP receptor activity. NCBI's taxonomy places the organism in Eukaryota, Metazoa, Arthropoda, Malacostraca, Amphipoda, Hyalellidae. The record is from RefSeq and is a predicted model, not a curated record. Gene Ontology annotation, cellular component: plasma membrane; SNARE complex. The transcript has 9 exons. Gene Ontology annotation, biological process: synaptic vesicle priming; synaptic vesicle fusion to presynaptic active zone membrane; exocytosis.
CUUCAGUAGCGCGUUGACUCGACCACGAGUAGGUGUCUUCACGUCCACAUUCUUCAGUAUACUCCGUGCCAUAGGAAACUGCCAUGACGAAGAAGGAAGUCCAUCAGGAGGAAGAAGCGCCGGUGCAGCGUUCAGAGCUCGAGCAGCUGCAAUAUGAUGCUAGUCGCGUCACCAACGAGAGCCUCGAGAGCACUCGUCGCAUGCUCAGUCUAUGCGAGGACUCGAAAGAAGCUGGCAUUCGCACGUUGGUCGCCCUCGAUGAUCAAGGAGAGCAACUGGACCGCAUUGAGGAGGGUAUGGACCAGAUCAACGCCGACAUGAAGGAAGCCGAGAAGAACCUGUCCGGCAUGGAGGGCUGCUGCGGCCUGUGUGUGCUGCCCUGCCAGAAGUCUGCGCAGUUCAAGGAGGAGAGCGACCCCUGGAAGGACAAGGGUGACGGGGUUGUUAACAGUCAACCGCAGCGCCUCGAGAACCAAGUCAUGCUGCCGUGUCCUCAAGUAGGACGCAUCACAAAAGACGCGCUCGAGGACGAGAUGGAGGAGAAUCUGGGCCAGGUUAACACGAUGAUGGAUAAUCUGCGCAACAUGGCUAUCGACAUGGGCUCUGAGAUCGACAAUCAGAACAGACAACUCGCCAGACUUGAUGCCAAGGCGGCGUCCAACGAAGGCAGGAUAAAGGUGGCCAACGAUCGCGCGGGCAACCUCCUGAAGAGCGCCUAAGAACUUCAGGGAAACAUCACUAAUGCUACCCAGAACCGUGGCCCCUAGAACCGGGGUUCAGAUGAUAUACAUAGAACUGUGGUAUGAAGAAUUACAGAUAACAGUGGUUCUUAAGUUCUACAUAUAACCGUGGUCCAGAAGAAUUAUUGAUAAAUUGGGUUCUGCAGAUAUAAAGAUGAGAGGGGUCUAAAAGAAAGACAUAUAAUCAUAUAUGGCUCUAAAGAUCUACAGAUUACCGUGUUGCUUAAUAUCUACGUAUAUCCGUGGUCAGAAAGAUCCACAAGAAAACAUGAUCAGAUACACCAUUUUGCAAAUUAUAACCCUCACAUUACGUCAUCUAAAGACUACGUUCCUACACAUUCCAUUUUCAGAAGACUUUAAGCAUUCACAAAUCAUUCUAAAUUGCCGUGUAUAUUGACUGCUACUUGCACAUCAAAAAAUAUAUAGGUGGAGGAGACGUAAGUGUGAUAUGAUGGAAGAUGUACGUUGAGCUGAGUACAAAGCUUGUGUAGCUGAAUGUUCAUGGAUAAGUCUAACGCUAAUGUGGUUGUGAUAAUAGAAUUGUCGUUGUGCAAGCAAGCGAAGUUAUUUCAUAUUUGUCUGAUGAUAGCGCCGCGUCUAAGGAAAAUAGAGCUAGUAAAUUUUGGGAGAUGUUAUAUUGAGCCCGGUUGAUGAAAAUUAAAAAAUAUUAUAAGGAAAAAGCGAGAGGGCAAUUCUGAUAAUAAAAUCAGAUUUCGAGCGGAUAAAUUGGUUUAAAUAAAAAUAUAAUUCUAGAUGUUGAGCUAAGAUAUAAUAUAAGGGCAGAUUUUCUUCUCUAUAAACAACACAAUAUCGAGAACGGUUUCAAUGCGACGUGGUGUGAUAUGUAGUUUCUAAGACAGACUUAGCUCAAAAAUUAUAAAAGUAAUGUUGAAGUUUACGUCCUGCUUAGAAUAUUUAAUUGGAAGCGCAUUGCGUAUCAGGGAGGGACGGUAGAGAUCAGGGCAAGCUUAUAUGUAAGUGAGAACUGAAAUAGGUAAAUCAGGUAGCUCUUACCCUGAGAAUGUGUAUGUUAACUCGUCAUUCCUUAUAUUCAAUCUUCUGCAUAGUCUCUCAAACUCUCCAGGCAAAUGACGUUGAAAUAUCAUUGAUUACGAGUUGACAUCGUUGAAACGAACUUUAAUUAAAGCUAUUUCAACGUGAGAUGCCUCGUGGGAACAGACCAUCGUAUCGUAGUUUCCUUCUUAUUAUGCAUAUAUUGUUCCAUAGUCUGAGUGGUGCUCUUGCAAAUCAUAGCAUAAUUUACUAAAUGAAGAAUCGUCUCUCCUAGCAAUAGUAAUUCUACAUCUAUAACACUAGACUAGUAAACUCCGCUUAGUGUGAGGUAUAUAAUGAGACAUAUAUAGACUGUCAUUUUCUCAAUAGACUUCUUGCAUUAUAUAUUGUUCGACAUGACAAGUUCGUAGUUCAGGCGGUUCAAAUUAAAUUCGGGCAAAACUACAGCGGAAUUAAUCUUAUAAAAGCGAAAAAAUACUCUGAUUUCGAUAAGGUUAUCUCUCCAUUAAAAUUAACCUUCGUACACGGCGCACAUUUCUAUGCGGAAACCUGAGCGUAAUUAAAGAAGAAAAACCCGAGGGACCGGCGAUUUCAAAGCUCUUCCAUGCUGCAAUUUAAUGCCUUUAGUUGAGUUAGGAAGAAGCUUUGUAGUGGCAAUGCGUGUAAAUACUUAUUAAUGAUCAGCUAUUUGUUUUGCGGUCGUACAGUUGGAAGCUUUAGAGCUUUCAUUUAUACAAAUUUAUUGACUGGGAACGAGUUCAAUAGAACGUAUCUAGCGUGCGGUUGCAAUCAAUAAGGUUUAGCCCAAAAAAUAUUCAAAGCAAAAUUCGUCGGAAAAUCUGUGCCAGGAAUCGAGAAGAUAAAUCAACAUGCUUGUAUAACGUGACUCUCGAUUUGGAAAUUUCAGGCCGCGGCAACUAUGCCUGUGGUAAGCAAAGGAAAUUCUUAGGGAGUCGACUAGGGAACAAGAAACAAAUUUGUUGUUGCUAUGUUUGUCGAUGCGUGUUUGUGCUAUUAAUAAUACAUUAUAAUAUACCGUCUAAAAUUAUUAUUAGUAUGCCAUC